UCACCAUUAAAUUACACCAUAUAUCACUACCACAAUUAUUUCGCUCAAAGACAGCUUGUGUUUCAGUCUCUCUGAAUAGAGAGUUUCACAAACAUGGAUAAGAGCAGGAAGACAGUAUUUGAAUAUCUGGAUAAGAUAUUGGCUGGUAGUGAAAAGGCAGCCCCUGAAAACCUGCUAUUUUCCUAUAAGGGAAUUUUGUACCCUGCUACUUUAUGCAGCCCUGAAACUUUCCAAGUUCUUGAUUCUUUUGAAGCCAGGAAUGACGAUGUGAUCCUAGUGGCAUACCCAAAAAAUGGUACUAACUGGCUUGAUCAAGUCUUAAAUGACUUGGAAAUUACAGCUGCAAAAUAUACAGAGGAGGAAAUUAAAGAGAGAAUUAAUAUUACAAAUGAAUUAUUUGUAUUUCCACGUCUAGAAUUUGGGGAUCCAGAGAAAUUUAAGGUCAGCAUGGGAGGAUAUUAGAAAUGUUAAUAUGGA
This is a messenger RNA of Chrysemys picta bellii (western painted turtle), 477 nucleotides long. The record is from RefSeq and is a predicted model, not a curated record. NCBI's taxonomy places the organism in Eukaryota, Metazoa, Chordata, Testudines, Emydidae.